Messenger RNA from Silurus meridionalis, 1860 nucleotides. It is a transcript of the gene aanat1, whose product is annotated as arylalkylamine N-acetyltransferase 1. Gene Ontology annotation, molecular function: aralkylamine N-acetyltransferase activity. Bases 256 to 864 code for a protein of 202 amino acids. Lineage: Eukaryota; Metazoa; Chordata; Actinopteri; Siluriformes; Siluridae. The record is from RefSeq and is a predicted model, not a curated record. Gene Ontology annotation, biological process: response to light stimulus; circadian rhythm. The transcript is spliced from 3 exons. Gene Ontology annotation, cellular component: cytoplasm.
UGCGACAGUAAGCUGCCUAUUAUCGGUGACUAAACGGCGCUUUAAGCGGGCUGAGGCUAUAAAUGUGCCCUCACGCGCCGCACCGCAGCUCACUUUCUGCACGCGCACGCAUCACGCGCUCGUGCUGUUGAACGCAACACGAUACCUUACGAUACUAUUCGAUACAACACAAAAAAAAUAUACACGUCGGGUACACACGCUUGUUUAAAGUAAUCAUUAGAAGUAGUAGGUUUGCCGGAAACUUGAAGUGGAAGCAUGUCCACGGUGAGCGCGCUGCCGUUCUUCAAACCUCUGCACGCGCCCGUGUCGAUCUCGCGACAGCGGCGUCACACUCUACCGGCCAGCGAGUUCCGCUCCCUGAACACCGAGGACGCGAUCAGUGUGUUCGAGAUCGAGAAAGAGGCAUUCAUCUCUGUAUCUGGCGAAUGUCCACUUCACCUGGAUGAGGUGCGUCACUUCCUCACCCUCUGCCCCGAGCUGUCUCUCGGCUGGUUUGUGGAAGGCAGGCUUGUCGCCUUCAUCAUCGGUUCGUUGUGGGACCAGGAGCGUCUCGCUGCAGAAGCUUUGACGCUUCACAAAACUCAGGGCACCACGGUCCAUAUCCACGUUCUGGCGGUGCAUCGUACCUUUCGGCAGCAAGGCCGAGGGUCCAUCCUGAUGUGGCGCUACUUGCAGUACCUGCGCUGUCUGCCAUACGUGCGCCGUGCCGUUCUCAUGUGCGAGGAUUUCCUCGUGCCCUUCUACCAGAAGUCCGGCUUCAAGGUCCAGGGCCCAUGUGAGAUCACAGUGGGGCCGCUGACCUUCACCGAGAUGCAGUACGCCGUGCGGGGCCACGCCUUCAUGCGCCGCAACAGCGGAUGCUAAGGUUUUAACCAGUAUUAGCCAGCAUCACUUAUUCCAUUAUCCCGGAUGCCAAAGCAGGGUGGAGAGGAAGGCUUGUUCUGGCGGGGAUGUUUUGUCACAGCUUUUUCAAGUGUAGGUGAAGUCAGUGGUGUUGCUAUAUGUUUGUGCACAUUUGUAAAAAAAAGAAAAAAAAUGAAAGGAGGAAAAGAAAGAAAGAAAUCCUCCAGAUUUUUCACCUUUAUAGCAGCUGGGGUCAUGAUGCAUUUUAAUGUCAAUGUUAUAUUUUGUUAAAUCUUGAAAUUGUUGUGUGGUUUUUUUCAUGUGAGCACUUUUAAUUUAUUUUUCUAUCAUUUUUUUUUUACAAUCUGUUCAUUGUCUGAAAGGAGGCAACGGUGGUAAAGAGGAAAACAAAAAAAAUUCACAAAUUAUCGUCAUAUCACUAUUGUGAUGUCAUUUGUCCUUGGUCAUUCAGCUUUAGUGAUAUUUCAGCCUUGAGUGUUGUUAAGUGUCUCGUGGUUUCUCAAGAUUGUUUCUGGCGACGUAUUAAAGCAGCAUUGACUUGACACCCUGCUACUGUGCUCUCUUUGUAACUAAUCAGAGACCUAGAACAAGUAACACAAGUUCACUAAGGACAACACAUGGACAGGAUCCAAAUCCUGUUAGGUGACAGGUAUUUUUAGAUCCUGAGGAACUGGCUAAGACCCUCAAAGCUAAGAGGAAAUCUAAGAAAGAUAUCACUUCCUAAGUUAAUCAAAAAAUUGCUAAGUCAGGAUAUGUUAAUACUGGUCGUUCUCCGUCAUAUUUAGCUCAAGUAGAUGUAGUUUGUUCUGCCUUAGGGAGCAUUUCAGCCCACUUUGGUCCAAGUAAGCUUUCUAAAGCCUCAUUCAUGGAAUCUGUAAUUUGUCUUUUGUGGUAAACAUCCACCACCUUUGCCUCUGUGGAGUCUUGAAUCAAGACAUCUAUGAUUUUGUACAUGUUUUGUAAAUAGAGAAAUAAUAAAGAAAAGAAAAAAAAUCA